Molecule: messenger RNA, 1383 nt
Organism: Dendronephthya gigantea
Lineage: Eukaryota; Metazoa; Cnidaria; Anthozoa; Malacalcyonacea; Nephtheidae
Product: integumentary mucin C.1-like
Exons: 7
Coding region: 367-1383 (338 amino acids)
Source: RefSeq, a predicted model, not a curated record
AGAUUACGAGCAUUUUGCUUUCAACGACAACGGUGACUUGGAAAUCAAGCGCAUGGACGAAGGCCUUCAAGGGAGAUAUAUACAGAGUUAUCAAAACAUAACAUUAGCUUGCCAUGUGGUAAAAUUAGACACGCGAGUUGACUUCUUCAAAGUCGUGAAUACGAGGAGUCGCCCAUCCCGAACGGAGUGAAGAGACAGUGGAACAUCGUGUUUAACGUGUCCACAGGAAAUGCAAAAGAUUGCGAAAAGACGGUGUACCUUUGUCGCCAAAAAACAGAUGCAAAUAUUCCCCAGUGCGUGUAUGAUGAAAUCAUCCUAACGGAUCUCGUCAAAUCUUGCCAGUUUUCUCUGGAAUACAACGACACGAUGAACGAGACCAUCCCCAGCACCUCUCAAAUGUACCUGGAAUUUUUCAUAUCAGACCCCUCAAGCAAGGACAAACCCCAAUUGUUCUUGCUACCUACAAAAGUAAUAUCAACAGUUCCACCAGCAACGAGCACUCGAAGCCACAGAUCGAAUACCCCGACAACAAGAAGCGAGUCUAAUUCAAAAAUACCAGCGUCCAUUUCAACCUCGAAAAGCCCUGCGAUUACAGAAAAGCAAGUCGAGUUCUUUAAAGUCGUGAAAUACGAGGAGUCGCCCAUCCCGAACGGAGUGAAGAGACAGUGGAACAUCGUGUUUAACGUGUCCACAGGAAAUGCAAAAGAUUGCGAAAAGACGGUGUACCUUUGUCGCCAAAAAACAGAUGCAAAUAUUCCCCAGUGCGUGUAUGAUGAAAUCAUCCUGACGGAUCUCGUCAAUUCUUGCCAGUUUUUUCUGGAAUACAACGACACGAUGAACGAGACCAUCUCCAGCACCUCUCAAAUGUACCUGGAAUUUUUCAUAUCAGACCCCUCAAGCAAGCACAAACCCCAAUUAUUCUUGCUACCAACAAAAGUAAUAUCAACAGUUCCACCAGCAACAACCACUCGAAGCCACAGAUCGAAUACCCCGACAACAACAAGCGAGUCUAAUUCAAAAAUACCAGCGUCCAUUUCAACCUCGAAAAGUCCUGCGAUUACAGAAAAGCAAGUGACAUCGACAGUUCCACCAGCAACGAGCACUCGAAGCCAUAGAUCGCAAACCCCGACAACAACAAGCGAGUUUAAUUCGAAAAUACGAGCGACUAUUACAAUCUCGAAUAGUCCGACAAUUAUGGGGAAGCAAGGACAUCCGUAUCCAACGACCACGCAAAGCCCCGAGUCGUUAAUCUCGGCACGAUCCACCAUGUCAAAUGCAGUAAACCAGAGUACCACAACCAGCUCGAAUACUACUUCUUUGAGUGUUUCAGUUGUGACCAUUGUCUUGAUUGUUGUUGGGAUUGUCCUCGUGAUUCUUUGCUGA